Didymella exigua CBS 183.55 is the source of this 1407-nucleotide messenger RNA. RefSeq names its product MFS general substrate transporter. Gene Ontology annotation, biological process: transmembrane transport. Gene Ontology annotation, cellular component: membrane. The record is from RefSeq and is a predicted model, not a curated record. The transcript is spliced from 3 exons. Gene Ontology annotation, molecular function: transmembrane transporter activity. NCBI's taxonomy places the organism in Eukaryota, Fungi, Ascomycota, Dothideomycetes, Pleosporales, Didymellaceae. The coding region runs from base 1 to 1407 and encodes 468 amino acids.
AUGACGCUGCACCAAAAUGGCGGCUCUUCAACAUGCGUUGUUGAACCACCAAUCGAACUACAAGAUGUCUCGUCCUACCUCCAGAGACCACAAGACGCCAAAAUAGCAUCCAAUCUCAAGAUCUCAGACAGGAAAAGCCAAGGCGAUGACCCAGUCGAGAGUUUACCCUCGCCUACGACCCAAGCAGCCGAGAAGCUCGAGCGAUGGAACCAGUCUCAGACAAACGUAUACCGCACCUUUGCCGCCUUUUGGUCUUUCGUUGUUAUGGGUAGUAACGAUGCCGCCUACGGUGCUUUAAUCCCAUAUCUGCAAGAGUACUACCACCUCAAGUACCUCGUCGUGUCCCUUGUUUUCCUCUCCCCCCUGGUAGGCUACACCGCCUCCGCCCUGCUAAACAACACGAUCCACCUGCGCUACGGACAACGCGGCGUCGGCGUGCUCGCGCCAAUCUGCCACCUAAUCCCGUACAUAGUGAUAGCAGUGCACCCUCCCUACCCCGUACUCAUCGUCAUCUUCAUGAUCGCCGGGUUCGGCAACGGUCUUGCAGAUGCUGCGUGGAAUGCCUGGAUGGGUAAUAUGGCGAACCCGAACGAGAUCCUCGGGUUCCUGCACGGCUUCUACGGCGUGGGCGCCGUGCUCGCGCCGCUGAUUGCCACGACGAUGAUCACAAAGGGCAAUCUACCGUGGUACACGUUCUACUACGUCAUGAUUAGCAUGGCGGCCAUUGAGUUCGCGUCCUCUGCGAGCGCGUUCUGGAAAGCAGAUGGCGCUGUGUUCAGGGCGGCAAAUCCGCGGACGGGAGACGGCAAGGACAAUCGCAUGAAAGAAGCGGUUAUGAGACUCCCGUUCGCGAGGGUGACGUGGUGCUGUGCGAUUUUCUUCCUGGGCUAUGUGGGCAUCGAGGUCGCGCUCGGAGGCUGGAUUGUCAAGUUCAUGCUCGAAGUGCGCAAGGGCGAGGAGUUCGCGAGUGGUAUGACGGCGACAGGGUUCUGGAUGGGGAUUACAGUCGGACGACUUGUACUCGGUUUUGUGACGCCCAGGAUCGGGGAGAAGAUGGCUAUCGCGAUCUACCUCCCGCUCACCAUGGGCCUCGAGCUCAUCUUCUGGCUGGUACCCCAAUUCUAUGUCUCCGCUGUAGCCGUCGCGCUGCAAGGCUUCUUCCUCGGACCACUCUUCCCUGCCGCUGUUGUUGCUGCGACGAAGCUACUGCCGCGACACUUGCACGUCAGCGCCAUCGGCUUCGCAGCUGCAAUCGGCGGGUCAGGCGGUGCCAUCUUCCCCUUCGCGGUCGGUGCGAUCGCACAAGCGAAGGGUGUGCAAGUCCUGCAGCCCAUCAUCCUCGCACUGCUGGGUUGCAUUCUGGGAGUAUGGCUCUGUCUGCCCCGGUUCCACAAGAAGCAGGAGUAA